Molecule: messenger RNA, 375 nt
Organism: Porites lobata
Lineage: Eukaryota; Metazoa; Cnidaria; Anthozoa; Scleractinia; Poritidae
Source: the annotation of a GenBank genome assembly
AUGGGCACGAUGUUCGCCUGGAACGAUGUUCGCCAAAGCACUAUCACGAAGUGCUUUCAGAAGACUGGUUUGUAUCCACGUGAUGAACCAAUCGAGGACUACCCCUUUGAAGGAGAGGAAAUUGCCAACCUGAAAACUAUAAUGGAUCGGAUAUAUGCUAAAUGCUCUGUGGAGGAGUAUGUUUCCUGUGAUGAUGAUACCGCAAUCUCCGCCGGCCUGAUCGAUCCAUCUAACCCAAAUUGGAGGGAGGAGGUCAGAAGUGAGUUGCUAGAUGAUGAUCUGGACGUUCAAUUCGUUUCAGAAGACACCUCAAUUGAAGACGACUACGACAAGGAAUUAGAAGAAUUAGAACCUAGCUGUAGGAAAGGCAAAUGA